AAACCAGUACUACUAUAUGACCUGGCUAGUGAUCAAACAAACAAGUUCACAACUAAAAUCAGUAAUACAAACAAAGAUACAAACCCACAUUUAGCUACUGCUACAACUACACCCUCAACUGAUAUG
Messenger RNA from Dentiscutata heterogama, 126 nucleotides. The record is from the annotation of a GenBank genome assembly. NCBI's taxonomy places the organism in Eukaryota, Fungi, Glomeromycota, Glomeromycetes, Diversisporales, Gigasporaceae.